CAACAUUAAAUGAAACUCUUGAUCUUAAAUGUUUGCUAACUGGUUAUUAUACAGCUCAUUUACCAUUAUCAGAUGCUUGUGAUCAUUAUUUAAUUCUAAUUAGAUAUUCAACUAAAUAUUAUAAAAAAAGAAUUAUUAAACAAGCUAAAGCAUUUAGAGAAGGAUUAGAAAAAAUUAAAGAUGGAAAUGAUAUUUUAGAUAAUGAAAAUUCAAAUGAAGAUAAUGAUAAUAAUUUAGAUGAAGAAAAAAAUAAUAAUGAAACAGAAGAAAAUACAGAUAAUAAACUUCAAAUAGCUAUUAAUACU
Molecule: messenger RNA, 305 nt
Organism: Racocetra persica
Lineage: Eukaryota; Fungi; Glomeromycota; Glomeromycetes; Diversisporales; Gigasporaceae
Source: the annotation of a GenBank genome assembly